Mangifera indica (mango) is the source of this 1518-nucleotide messenger RNA. RefSeq names its product protein-S-isoprenylcysteine O-methyltransferase B. Gene Ontology annotation, biological process: C-terminal protein methylation. NCBI's taxonomy places the organism in Eukaryota, Viridiplantae, Streptophyta, Magnoliopsida, Sapindales, Anacardiaceae. Gene Ontology annotation, molecular function: protein C-terminal S-isoprenylcysteine carboxyl O-methyltransferase activity. The record is from RefSeq and is a predicted model, not a curated record. Gene Ontology annotation, cellular component: membrane; endoplasmic reticulum. The transcript is spliced from 3 exons. The coding region runs from base 276 to 956 and encodes 226 amino acids.
UUAUGCAAAGACAAUUGUGAUAUAAAAGAAUGGUUUUUUUCUUUUCCUAUUAUCAGAUAUAUGGUGUCUUUUUGGAAAAUGUAAAAUCUAUUAAAAUGCUAAAUGAAGAUGGAGAAAAAGUAAUCAGAAAUUCAAGAGGCAAACGCCAUCGUUCUGCAAUCACGACUUGCUCCUUGCUUCUGGGUCUUGAAAAUUGGAGUGUUUGGUUGGAAGAUUAAGAUAGCCACAAGCGCAGGUCAUAAUUUAGCUGCCUUGCUUCAUUAUUGUUUACUCGGAUGCAGGAGAUGUCUUACAUGAAGCAUUUUUUGGGUGAAAUUGAGACUCAAAUUUCAGUGUUGAUAUCCUAUAAUUCUUCAUUCAACAUGUCAGAUAUUCUCAGUUACACGGCUUGCAGACAGUUAUCCCAAAUGUUCUUGGCAGUUUUCUUCUUUCAUAGUUCUGAAUAUGUUCUGGCAAUUGUCUUCCAUGGUAGUUCCAAUGUUACUCUUAAGUCACUUUUGAUUAGUAAGAAUUAUGUUUUAGCAAUGUUAUUUUCCUUGAUGGAGUACUUUGUUGAAAUCUUUUUCUUUCCUGGGUUGAAGGAAUAUUGGUGGAUUAGCUAUAUAGGUCUUGCAAUGGUUAUUAUCGGGGAAAUCAUUAGGAAAUUGGCAAUUAUAACAGCUGGUCAGGCCUUCACACAUCUAAUUGAGGUUCACCAUGAGGAACAUCACAAACUAGUUACUCAUGGAGUCUAUAGUUGUGUUCGUCAUCCUGGUUAUUGUGGUUUCCUCAUCUGGUCAGUUGGCACCCAGAUAAUGCUGUGUAAUCCCAUCUCCACAAUUGGAUUUACAAUUAUUGUGUGGAGGUUUUUCGCUUUGCGGAUACUGUAUGAGGAGUAUUUGUUGAGACAGUUUUUUGGGCAACAGUAUGAGGAAUAUGCCCAGCGAGUCCCUUCUGGGGUGCCCUUUGUAGAGUAGACACAGUUGCUUUUGUCUUGCAUACUCACCUUGCUUCAUCCAGUAAGUUAGCUGCAGUUUUCUCGUUGAGGUGAACAUCUUUGAAGCUGAGCAGAUCAAUGGCUGGCAAGAGUGACCAUUUUUAUUUGUCCUUCUGUAUUGUGGCUUUAUUCUUGGCUGAGACUGUGUACCAUUGACACAGGUGGAGUACUAUGAAGAUGAUUUUUUAUUGUAAGGUAAUUGGUAGCAGCUUACAGAUAUCCAUCCUGAGUUAUUUUAGUCAUUUCAAGGCUUUUACUCGGUUUAUAAUCCAGAAAGUUAUUGUUAAUUUCUGUUUAUCUGAAUGUAAAAUUGCCCUUUCAACUCAGUUUUUGAAAAUUGUGAGCCCCAUUUGAUUCUGUAACUUUUAUUUGUUUUCUGCUUGGAUUGGUUUCUUGUAGAGGAGCAUUUUAGUCAUAAUUUUUUAUUUUUCUCAAAGUUCAAUUCAGAGAUUGGUUCCCAUCAGUUAGAUUCACCUGUAGUUGCUGAGAACAACAUAGUUGUAAUUGUAUUUAGUGAAUGUAGAUAUUUGCCAUUCAACCGA